CAUAUACAUCAAUUUAGGAUUAUUGUUCAUCGAUUUAUAAGAAUAGCUAGCUCAAUAGCAGUCAUGAUUUUUAAUAUAUUUCUUAUUUUGUUCUCUCUUCUUCCUCACUUUGCAUUUUCUUACACAUUCACCCGUCUCAAUGUCACGGGUCCGGACUCUACUAUUUUUGAUGUGCGUGGUCAAGGACCCUACACUGGUAUUGCUGAUGGUAGAAUUAUCAAAUAUGAAGGUCCCUACGUCGGUUUUCAAGACUACGCUUUUGAUACGCCAACCAGGUCGAAGGCAAUAUGUGAUGGAAAUUUAGACCCAAUUCUCGGAAAUGUGUGCGGAAGACCUCUAGGAAUAGGGUUCUUGCGUUCAACAGGGCAGCUUUUCAUCGCCGACGCUUACUUCGGGCUCCUUGUUGCCGGAACUAAUGGCAGGCUUGCAAGAUCAAUAGCUACUGGUGCAGAAGGAGUGUCCUUUCGCUUCACUGAUGGUUUGGAUGUUGACCAACUAUCAUCCACUGUCUUUUUCACCGAUGGUAGUUCUACAUACAACCUUAGUGAAUAUAAAGCUUCCGUGGCUACCAAUGACUCAACGGGAAGGUUAUUAAAAUAUGAUCCAAAAACACAAAACAUUACAGUUUUAAUAAAUAAUCUUAUAGGUCCAUCUGGGGUUGCAGUCAGUGUUGGUGGAAAAUAUCUCCUUUUUACAGAGUUCACAGGACGAAGAAUUCAAAAAUAUUGGCUAAAAGGUCCUAAAGCCAACACAUCAGAAAUUUUAUUAACAUUGCCAGGAUAUCCAGACAAUAUUAAGAGGACACCAGUAGGAGAUACUUUUUGGGUCGCAGUAAAUAUUCAACAAUCACUUGCUGAAAAUAAUGUUCCUACGGCAUUAAAAAUUGACGGGCUUGGUAAAAUUUUGCGCAAUAUUUCUCUUAGUCAAGAGUAUAACUCUACUUUGAUAAGUGAGGUUCAUGAGCCUGUUGUUGGGACAUUGUACAUCGGCUCUAUCUUUGCUAAUUUUCUUGCCGUGGUCAAGAACUUUUGAGAGUUUUCCAUGUCCUGAUGUAGCAACUUCUGGAAAAUGAAAGCUUUAAUCUAUAAAUAAAAUCAAUAAAACUGUAAUAUGUGAAAAAUAAAAUAAAUAAUAUAUCAAUAAGAAUAUAAUGAUAUUAUUAAGAUUUAAUCAUUUAAAAGUAUUUAUCUUUUAAAUGUUUUAUUUA
Mercurialis annua (annual mercury) is the source of this 1207-nucleotide messenger RNA. Its product is annotated as protein STRICTOSIDINE SYNTHASE-LIKE 11-like. The record is from RefSeq and is a predicted model, not a curated record. The transcript has 3 exons. Gene Ontology annotation, molecular function: strictosidine synthase activity. Bases 64 to 1032 code for a protein of 322 amino acids. Gene Ontology annotation, biological process: biosynthetic process. Lineage: Eukaryota; Viridiplantae; Streptophyta; Magnoliopsida; Malpighiales; Euphorbiaceae.